Messenger RNA from Cladocopium goreaui, 1755 nucleotides. The record is from the annotation of a GenBank genome assembly. Lineage: Eukaryota; Dinophyceae; Suessiales; Symbiodiniaceae.
CGCUUCGAGAGUGCCACAAGAACCAUGGCCAUGCAGCCCAUUCACCGGGUUUGGGCCACGCAUCCGCCCAACUCGUUGUUUGCCAGCCAUCAGCCUGACAAACAGUGGCAGCAAGAGCAGGUACCCAAUGUGCAACGGUUGGGUUCGCGAUUGGCAGCAGGCCUUGUCAUUGGGACUUUCACCGGAAUGCUGGCAUCUCGUCGUGCGUCCAGGAACACUUUCGGCCGACCGUGGCGCAAAACCUGGGUCCGUGCUCCGGCAGAAGCAGUGGAGGUGCUGACUACUCCCAAAAUUGAAGAUGCAAACAUUUUACCACCAGAAGAACCCCAAGAUGAACAUCAAUUGAUUGUUGUCCUAGUGGCUGCAGCGUAUGUGAUUUGGCAGAUGGACAAAGUCAACAUGUCUAUCGCUAUUCUUCCAAUGGCCGCAGACUUUUCUUGGGAUAGCUCAGAGCAAGGCAUCAUUCAGAGCUCCAUUUUUUGGGGCUAUGCUGCCACCCAAGUCCUUGGUGGCUUGCUGGCCACUCGUUUUGGUGGCAAGCGUGUGUUGCUCUUCGCCGUGGCUUUGUGGUCUUUGGCCACGAUGUUGGCGCCCAGCGCGGCCACGGUCUCCACCGAAGUCUUCAUCGCGAGCCGCGUCCUGGUGGGCAUCGGAGAGGGCCUGGCCCCUGCUGCUGGGCUACGGAUGGUGGCCACCUGGGUGCCUGAAGCGGAACGCAGCCGCGCUGUUGCCACGCUGGGAGCGGGGAAGACAGGAGGAUCCAUUGCGGGGCUGCUGCUGGCGCCAGUGGUCAUUGGAGCCUUUGGAUGGCAAGCCAUGUUCUACUCCUUUGGGGUGCUGGGAUUGUUCUGGGCGGCAGUGUGGUGGGUGAAAGGCCAAGAUCGAGAGGGCAGUGUGGGAGCCAGCGGUGAUCAAGAUAUCCCUUGGUUUCCCAUUCUCUCCACUCCUCCUUUGUGGGGUGUUGUGGUGGCGCACUUUUGCCAUGACUUUGGUGGAUAUGCGUUGCUCACCUGGACUCCCACCUACUUGAACAAGGCCAUGGGCUACGACUUGACGGGCAGCAGCGAGCUGACAGUGAUCCCCAGCGUCUGCGCUGUGGCGGUUGCUGCCAUGGCUGGCACGGCCGCGGAUCACCUCCAUGGCAAUGGCAUGUCCUUGACGACGGUACGGAAGAUCUUCCAGAGCUUGGGAUUCUUCAUUCCAUGUCUCAUGCUGGGGUUAUUGGCCAACAUGUCCGAUGUGGAGCCUGGCUCAGUGAUGCCAAUCAUCCUGCUCACUGUGGGUAUUGCUUCUGGUGCUUGCUCCUAUGCUGGGCUUUAUUCAAGCCAUGCGGACCUGAGUGCCAAGUACAGUGGCAUCGUCAACGGCGUCUCCACCACCUUUGGCGCCUUGGCCGGGGUCUGUAGCAACGCCUAUGUAGGCUACGCCCUAAAGGCCACCGACUCCAACUGGGCGCUGUCGCUGUUCCUGCCCUCCAUCGGGCUGUACGUGGUGGGCUGGCUGGUGUACACCGUGCUCUACGAUGCCACGCCGAUUGAUUGGGACAAAGAAACCAACUCAACCGUUGACUCAACCGUUGACUCAACCUGACAAGGACAUGGCUGAGAAGCAUAGCUGAAUGUUGAUGAAUGUUGAUGGAUAUUGAUGGAUGUUGGCUGUGUUUCACCCAUUUUCUACCUCCUUUGAGGUGCUGAGGUGCCGAUGGCACAUCUUUUCCAGGUCACUCAUUGAUUUCAGUGAUGGUUUCCGUCAAAA